This is a messenger RNA of Chlamydomonas reinhardtii, 2041 nucleotides long. RefSeq lists its product as uncharacterized. The coding region runs from base 183 to 1931 and encodes 582 amino acids. The transcript is spliced from 10 exons. NCBI's taxonomy places the organism in Eukaryota, Viridiplantae, Chlorophyta, Chlorophyceae, Chlamydomonadales, Chlamydomonadaceae. Gene Ontology annotation, molecular function: metal ion binding. The record is from RefSeq and is a predicted model, not a curated record.
CGAGAAGCGAGACACGGUCACAAAGCCUACCAAACACCUAUCCAUGUGGGAAAUAUAGCUAUAGCUCAGUGCUGAUGGUGCCUCCCAAGUUUCUCACCUGCGUACUGUCGCGGAAGCCAUGCCCGUGUUGUAAAGGAACGAUUGAGGUUGGGGAGGAUGCGUGGCCAAGCAAAUCGGGCUACAUGCAUGCCGCGUGUGCUCUGGACCUGGAGGCACGAGGAGAGCUGGUGCUGCAGCCUCCGCCUUGCAAGCACUGGGCGCGGCGGGGCUUCUGCGCCCUGCAUGACGAGGGGCGCUGCUUCUUCAGUCACCCGGCUCAGUUGCAAGAGACUGUGACGCCGCUGGCGCCGCAGCAGCCCAAGCAGCGGCGCGGCCAGCAGCGUAGCCAGGGGCAUCAGGCCAUUCCACAUCUGGAACAGCAUCAUGGCACACCGUCAGCUCACCCUGCAGAGACUUAUGAGUGCUCUCAGCAGCAGGGGAAGGAGCAGACAGCAGGGCAUGUGUCACUGGCAGCAGGCAGCGAUGUCUCCUUUCCGUCGCAGCCUGGCGUUCGAACCACAACUGCACGCCGCAACCGCGUGCGUAACCGGUUUCGUGUCUCCGUAUUUCGAAGCUGGUUGCUGGACACGUUCGGAGCGGACUACCUUUCAAGCGGUUCGGGCGUGCUGGAUGUGGCGGGAGGCAAGGGCGAGCUGGCGUUUGAGCUGCUGAACCUGAACAGCGUGCCCGCCAGUGUGCUGGACCCGCGACCCAUGCAGCUGCAGCACUACGUGAAGCGGCUGCAGGACGGAUUCUAUCACUUCAGCCGGGUGUUUGAAAAGCACAACGGAAUCUGCGCUGGCGCCGGCGGCCCGGGGCUUGCACUAGCAGCAGCGUCUGAGGCCGCAAUCACUACGAUGGCUGCACUGGAAUCAGAUUCAAGUCCAGGCCCCGCAGGUGACGGCGCCGCCGAGUGCAAGAGUGGCGGAGACAACGCUAGCGGCGGCCGGCGGAGGUGGCUACCGCGUGAGGCGCGCACCCCAGGCCACAUUCGAAUGUUCCUUACAGACCAGGUGGUUGAGGCGGUGGGGCGACUGGCCGUCCUGCAGCGGGAGGGCUGUGGCGGCGCCAGCGGCAACAGCACUCCCGAGUGGGGCGCCGCCAUGGCCGCGGCGACCGCAGCGUUCCUGGAGAGCCGCGACAGGGCGAAGCAGGUAGAGUGGACGUGCAAAGGCUUCGCAGCGGCUGAGGGCCACGAGGAGGAGCCGACACGGGUGCUGCCGGCAGGCCACUGGCGGCAGCGCCGUGAGGCGGCGGUGGGGCGGCGCUGGCGCCGGCUCCACGUCAGCGGCGGGCAGCGGGCGCAGCAGGCGGAUGACGGAAGUGCUGGUGUGGAUGAUGAGGGCGAGCAUGAGGCAGAGGAAGAUGACUCGGCAAGCGACGUGGAGCGAAGCGGGGACGGGUCGAUCUCAGCGAGCAGUACCGGCUUUCAGGGACAGCAGGGGGACCAUGCUGCGUCUCUGGAGCAGCUGGAUCUGGGCUCACAACAGGACUUUGCUGGCGCAGCAGCGGCAUGUGAUGCCCUUGGGACGGACCCGGAGGCAGAGGCGGAGUCUCGGGCCUGGGCGGAGGUUGCGGUGCGCUGCCUUCUGGACUGCAGCGUGGUGGUCGCCAUGCACCCUGACCAGGCCGCCGAGUUCGCUGUGCGCCUGGCCAUGGCUGCCGGCAAGCCCUUCGCGUUGGUUCCCUGUUGCGUGUACGCAGCUGAGUUCCCGCGCCGCAAGCUGCGGUCGGGCGAGCAGGUCCGUAGCUACGCUCAGCUGCUCGCCUAUCUGCAGGAACUGGGCGGUGGCGCGGACGGGGAGGUGGUGGCGCGGGAGCUGCCGUUCGAGGGCAAGAACGUAAUGCUCUAUCGCUGCUCAACUCCCGGCGCGCCUGAUGGUGGGAGCUAAGAUUGCUUACAAGAAUAAGCGAUGCUGGCAGCAAGGAGGAACCAGGAGGAGAGCGAGACGAGCCCGGGACAGUCAGCGACAGGCCCUCGUGAUCUCUUCUCCCUGCUCUG